AACCAGGCAACCUCAGACAGGGUGAGGAGAGAAGAGGGGCAGAGGACCGGGGAGUUAGAGCAAGAAGCGCCGAAGAGAAGCCUGACAUAGUUAUGUGAGGAAAUGUUGAAAAAGAUGUGAGGGAGCUUUGGAGCACUCUAACCGGGAUGGGAGACGGGAUUACUGUCCCUGCUGAAACACACUGUGGAUGUCUGAGGAACGCAGCAGCAGAUUAACGCGGGGAUGACUGGAUUCUGAAAGCAUUUUCCUCGAAAUGGGAACUAACUGUGCUCAGUUUCACUGCAGUGCAAAGAUCUCCGUGGGUGUGUGCGGGAUGUUGUGUCAGGGCUAAAACCCAUCCCUCUCCCAUGAGCCUGUGUGCCCACGCACACACACACGGCGCCUUGACGCACGCACUCGGCGCCUACGCACCCACAGCCGGCACUGACGCUGUGAACUGGACCCUCGGAGCCCGGCAGAGCCCAGUCUAGCCCACUUGGAGCCUGAGGAUGUCAACAGAGACGGAGCUUCAGCCAGCGGUCAGGCCCAGCAGCGUUAGACGGGACUCCAAGAGGAAAGGGCAGGAUCGCAGCGAGGCAGCUCUCAUCAGGCGUUUUAAGGGCGAUGGCGUCCGCUACAAGGCCAAACUCAUCGGCCUGGACGAGGUCACUGCCGCCCGUGGAGACAAGCUCUGCCAGGACUCAAUGAUGAAGCUCAAGGGGACAGCUGCUGCAGCACGGUCUAAAGGAGAACACAAGCAGAAGGUGUUUCUGACUGUUUCCUUUGGAGGGAUCAAGAUCUUUGAUGAGAAGACGGGGAUCCUCCAACACCACCAUGCUGUCCAUGAGAUCUCCUACAUCGCCAAGGACAUCACGGACCAUAGAGCCUUCGGUUAUGUCUGUGGGAAGGAGGGAAACCACCGCUUUGUGGCGAUCAAGACUGCCCAGUCGGCUGAGCCUGUGAUUCUGGACCUGCGGGACCUGUUCCAGCUCAUUUAUGAUAUAAAGCAGAGAGAGGAGAAGGAGAAGAAGGCCCAGAAAGACAAGCAGUGUGAGCAGGCGGUCUACCAGACGAUACUGGAGGAGGACCUGGAAGACCCGGUCUACCAGUACAUUGUGUUUGAGGCCGGACACGAACCCAUCCGUGACCAAUCAGAGGAAAGCAUUUAUCAGGUUCCCACCAGUCAGCAGAAGGAAGGGGUCUAUGACGUCCCAAAGCGACACCCAGUGAGUGACCGAGCUCUUUCCAGUUCACCAGAUCAUCCACAGCAGAAGCAGCAGGAAGCUGCAGAUCUGAUAGACUUAGAUCUGGAUAAGGUGACUCAGAACAUCAGCCAGUUAGAGAUUUUUGGAGACAUGUCUACGCCGCCUGACAUAACCUCCCCAUCCACCCCAGCAUCCCCCGCCAACACCCUCGACCCCUUGCAGGGCCUGCAGCCCCCCACGGAACUGUUCGCUCCCUUCAAUCCUGCGUCAGUGCCAUCAGGUUAUGUGACGAUGGGAGCAGUUCCUCCAGGUCACUGGUCCCAGCAGGCGUUCGCUGCCCAGACGCCGCUAGCCUUCGGGGUCCAGUCUCCUCUGGGGCCGGUAGCUCAGGUCCUACCGGGUGGACAGCCUCUGAUCUGGGGCCAAGCCAACAUCUUCCCUGCAACCCAGCAGCAGUGGGCCGCCAUGGCAGCUGGAGCCUUCUCCCCCACAGCCUACCUCCCAGCCCAACCUGUGGGCACUCUGCCUGCUGCCAUGUUCCAGACCCUCACCCCUGUCACCACCGUGACUCCAGCCAGCGAGGGCCAUUCAGGGGGGGGUGCCAGCGCUUCUACUCCGUCCCCGUCGGCUUCAUCCAGUCCGCAGCAUAGAGAAGUGGCAAAGAAGAUGGGAAAGGAGAUGUUUAAGGAUUUCCAGCUGGCGAAGCCUCCAGCCAUGCCUUCUAAGAAGGGCGACCAGCCCAGUUUAGCAGGAACCACAGAGGCGUUCAGCUCCUAUUUCAGCCGGGUGGGCACCGCCCAGGACACGGAUGACUGUGACGACUUUGACAUUUCCCAAAUGAAUCUGACGCCGGUCACGUCCACAACGCCGUCCACCAACUCUCCUCCCACACCGGCACCAAGGCAGAGCUCACCGUCCAAGUCCUCAGCUUCUCAUGUCAGUGACCCCACGACGGAUGCCACAGACCCCCCUACAGACGACUCGUUCGGUGAGGCGGAGGGCAGUCCCAGUCGCAGCGGAGAGGAGGAUGCCGCGUGUGGCUCUGGGUCACCCUGUCCCAGUGAGACAGCAGAGCCUAGCCCAGAACAGGCCGGUCCAGAGGCUGGGAGCUAGAUAGCAGCAGGGCAGGAAGGGGAAGGAUCCUCUCUACGCCCAGAUAAACAAGGGGAAGAAAUAAAGAGAUACCCAGGAAGACAGACCUGACCAGCACUGAGCGAACAGGAGGAGAACCCUUUACCUCUGAGCGAGCGAGCGAGCGUGCGUGCGUGUGUGUUUUGGAGUGAGCGUGCAUGUCUGGCACAUCCCUGCCUGGCCAAGUCCUUCAUCUUCUCUUCCUGCUAACAACCUCCCAGGAGGAGCUUCAACACUCCCACCGUCCUCCUCCUCCACCUCUCUGCAGUCUUUCCUCCUCCUAAGAGGAGAGAGAGCCCUCUCAGUCAUCCUCCACAGGCAGGAGGGACAUCCAUCACCCAGACAGGUCCAGCUCUUCUCUGCUCCCCUCCCUCCAGCGAUUCACACCCAGCCUUACGGACAUGAGCCACUCCUCUCCCUCCCUCCCUCCUUCCUCCCUCCCUCCUUCCCUCGCUCCCACACCCUUUCCUCUGCCUGUCGUGUCUGGCCAGAGACUCUGCUGCCUGGAUGAGACUGAGUCAAGCAGUGCCUCCCCGUUUGUGAAACACACGCACACACACAUGCACGUGUGGUUUUUAACGGAGAGAACCUGCAUACGCAUAGCGAGGCAAUCCCUCGGGAGGUGCCCAGACUCUUUCAGGGAUAGCCCGUUACUGGGGAUCACUGCUUCUGAUUGGUUGAUGAUUGAUUAGGGUGUUUUCUGCCCCUUGCUUGUGAGUGUCUGCUGGAUCACUAUGCAGAAUCAGACUCUCUGGGAGCUACUCACACUCCAUGCAUCCUUUGCACACAGCAGUGAGCCUACAUGCAAACACACACACACACACAGCCAUGCCACACCUUGUGUAACAUUCGCACACGCAGUAAUUUGCCAAACGCCUCUGCUCGCUGACAGACCGGCGCAGAGGUCAGACAACCAGACCAUUGGUGGAGGAAUGGACCCUGGGAGGGAAGAGUUGCAAGUUUAAACAGAUCCUGUGAUUGAACUCUUCAUUCUCUUUAGCUUUUUGUACAAUAAUGAUGUAAAAGAAAAAAGAGAGAUCAACCUGAAAAAUUGAAUUUUUAUUUUCUAAGUCAAUCAAGCCGCUGGGGUCAGCUCUAUAGGAGAUAUAGAGUCAACAUGGCUUUAAGGCAUCCGAUCCUUGAUUUGCCAAACUCAUUUUGUAAAUAAUGAGAACAACAACAACCAUUUUGUCCACCGGACGUCUGCGCCAUAAAAUAGGAAGGCUUCAGUUAUGCAAACUCUUGAUGUUUGACCCAAGCAAUACCAACACACAGUGCCUUGCAGAGGUAUUCAUACACUUUUCAAAAUUUGGUCACUUUGUAACCACAAAUAUAAUGUCUUCUGUUUUAAUGAUAAAGAAAACAACACAAAGUAACACAAAGAUGUGAACCAGAAGGAAAAGCUAAGAUUCUCUCUAGUUUUGCUCCCAGUAGAAAUCUGAAAGCUCUGGUAUUUAUUAACGUUUAGCCCAUUU
Molecule: messenger RNA, 3790 nt
Organism: Cyprinodon tularosa
Lineage: Eukaryota; Metazoa; Chordata; Actinopteri; Cyprinodontiformes; Cyprinodontidae
Gene: dab1a
Product: DAB adaptor protein 1a
Exons: 18
Coding region: 489-2297 (602 amino acids)
Biological process (GO): lateral motor column neuron migration; ventral spinal cord development
Source: RefSeq, a predicted model, not a curated record